Molecule: messenger RNA, 1642 nt
Organism: Arachis ipaensis
Lineage: Eukaryota; Viridiplantae; Streptophyta; Magnoliopsida; Fabales; Fabaceae
Product: S-adenosylmethionine carrier 1, chloroplastic/mitochondrial
Biological process (GO): transmembrane transport
Source: RefSeq, a predicted model, not a curated record
AUGAGUUAAGUGAUAAUCUCCGAGAAACCCCACCAAAAACCCUUUUGCAUGAGCUUCAGCUUCACCAUUCGCACCUCUCAAAUUUUCUUACACCAACAAUUGUUGUCGGAGAAAUUUGGUUUGUCUCAUAAAAGAUUUGAUCUUUUGCACAUUUACAAUGAGCUCCAAAGAUCCCCACACUGAUUCACUUGAUGCAUUGAAGUUUAAAAUGUCUGCCCGAAAGGAUUCAGAUAAGUUCUUCAUGUCCAUCAGCGAAAGAGAGAAAAAGCCAUUUGAUGUUUUACGUGCUUUGUACGAUGGUUGCAUUGCUGGAGGUGUUGCCGGAGUCAUUGUAGAAACAGCUUUGUACCCCAUUGAUACCAUCAAAACUCGAUUACAGGUUGCUCGUGGUGGAGGGCAAAUUAUCUUGAAAGGUCUAUAUUCAGGGUUGGCUGGAAAUCUUGCUGGUGUCUUACCAGCAUCUGCGAUUUUUGUUGGUGUGUAUGAACCCACAAAGCAAAAAUUGCUACGGUCCUUUCCUGAGAAUCUCAGUGCCAUAGCUCAUUUUGCUGCAGGUGCUAUUGCAGGAGCUGCAUCUUCUCUUGUUCGUGUUCCAACUGAGGUUAUUAAGCAAAGGAUGCAAAUGGGUCAAUUUAAAUCAGCACCAGCUGCUGUGCGUCUUAUCGUUGCCAAUGAAGGUUUUAAAGGUCUUUAUGCGGGAUAUGGGUCUUUCUUAUUGCGAGAUCUACCAUUCGAUGCCAUACAAUUCUGUAUCUAUGAGCAGCUCCGGAUCGGUUAUAAGCUAGCAGCAAAAAGAGACCUAAAGGAUCCAGAAAAUGCUAUGCUCGGGGCGUUUGCUGGUGCCAUAACUGGAGCAGUAACAACACCUCUUGAUGUAGUAAAAACAAGACUAAUGGUUCAGGGAUCACAAAACCAUUACAAAGGCAUUUAUGAUUGUGUCAACACAAUAGUUAAAGAAGAAGGAACUCAUGCUCUUUUUAAGGGUAUGGGGCCAAGAGUGUUGUGGAUAGGAAUUGGUGGUUCAAUAUUUUUUGGUGUUCUUGAGAAGACAAAGAAAAUUCUUGCUCAGAAGCAUCCAAAAGCUUAGGCUCACAAUUGAUUUCUUUUUUUUUAUUAUUGAUCAAAUUGGAUUGAUUUAAUUUUAAUUUCAUGUUUGCCGUUGAUCAUUGAAUUGCGUAAUAUUUCCCUAAAGGGCUUAGCCCAAGCCCCAAAGGAUUGAUAGUAAAAAAGAAAGGGAUUUGACCAACUGGGGUUGGUCUAGUAGUUAGCUCACUAGUCCGCUUAAGCAAGGUGUCUUCAAUCCUGCCUUAUAUAUGCAGCAAUUUGGUGGCAAACUUUUAAAUAGAGUUUAGGUCUACGACAUAUUAAUCAUUCGCUUAUUGGGUUGGGAAUAAAAGGACUUUGGUCAUGUUUGCGAUUUGGGCCUAAUUAUGAGUCCCAAAAAAUACAUGGGCCAGACAGCCUCUAGAUCUCUCUAUGAGAACUAGUGGCAUCAGGCCCAUAUACACAUGAAAUAAUUCAAUGUUGUUUGUGUAGUGACCUUAAUUCCAAAAACAUAUUCCAAGUUUUGACUCCUAAGAGGGAGUGUAUGUAAUGUGUGAAAAAUAGGGAGCGUAUAUGUUCUAUUGACAAAAAAAAAAAA